GAGGCAGCAAGCGCAGUGAAAUCUCCAGGAAGCAAAGGUUGGAAUUUAAGAGAGAAGGAAGUUCCUACACAAAUAUGGAUUAAUUUAUAACGCUGUAGUUAUUGUAAAGAGAUAUUGCUGGUCAUAUGAUUACACAACAACAAAAAACGAAUCAUGAACGUUGGUAGAGUUUGAGACUCGUGGAGCAGCUAGCGAGCUCUCAAACAAACAAAUGUCAAAACAACCCGCAGGAUCUGCCGAGUCUUGACAGAUCGACUUAGAACGAACGAAUGACACAGGAAAAACAGAAACACCGUUUGUCAUCUAAUUGUACUUUUCAUAACAUUAUGAAACAAGUUAUAAAUGGUUGGAUAUCAAAGACGCUAGCUAUAUUUUGAAUGUGGGGACAGAAGGUCAUUUGUAAACCUGACCACCCCCAGAAUAAAACAAUAAUAGAUGCACAGAUCGAGGAAUAUGCAGCGAUAAAACAUUUGGCGUGUCAAAACUGUAUAUAAAUAUUUUAGUCUCUACCAAUAGUAGCUUCUUCAUUAUCCAAUGAACUGUCAACACUGCCAGCAGAAGUUUUGUCGCUAGUUCAUGCUCCCGACUUGUUUAGAGCAGGCUGCACCGUUAGGUGGAUAGCUAGUGCUAGCCACCUACCAUCAAGACGUGGAGGUUAAUGCUUGCAUACAUUUAUAUGACUACCAGCUGUUGCUUGUUGGGACGAGCAAUUUGAAUUGGUCCUGUUUUAUUUGACUGGCUAUUGAGAAAACUGCCAAAGAGCGAGAGCAAACGGGGUCGUCCGGUUUUGACACUUCAUUACUCUUGUGUCACCAUGGCGCAGCAGCAGAUGCCAAGCUCUCAUAAGGCACUGAUGCUUGAACUGAAGUCUCUCCAAGAGGAACCAGUGGAGGGUUUCCGCAUCACCCCAGUAGAAGAGUCAGACUUGUACAACUGGGAGGUGGCCAUAUUUGGACCCCCCAACACACUUUACGAGGGGGGAUACUUCAAGGCACACAUUAAGUUUCCAGUUGACUACCCUUACUGUCCACCUACAUUCCGUUUCCUCACGAAGAUGUGGCACCCCAACAUAUAUGAGAAUGGGGACGUGUGCAUCUCCAUCCUUCACCCCCCUGUUGACGACCCCCGGAGCGGAGAGCUGCCCUCUGAGAGAUGGAAUCCCACCCAGAAUGUCAGGACCAUCCUACUGAGUGUGAUCUCUCUGUUGAAUGAGCCCAACACCUUCUCCCCGGCCAAUGUCGAUGCCUCUGUUAUGUUCCGCAAGUGGAGAGACAGCAAAGGCAAGGACAAAGAGUAUGCCGAGAUCAUCAGGAAGCAGGUCGUGUCCACUAAAGUGGAGGCGGAGCAGGACGGCGUGAAGGUGCCUACUACGCUGGCAGAGUACUGCAUCCAGACCAAAGUGCCUUCCCACGACAGCAGCUCGGACCUGCUCUACGAUGACCUCUACGAUGAUGAUAUCGAGGAGGAGGACGACGAUGACGAUGAUGCAGAGGCAGUGGGCCAGAUGGCAGGAGAGGGUGGCUUUAAUGACGAGGAAGACUCGGGCAAUGAAGAGUCAUGACCUUCCUUCUCCUCUCGUUGUUUAUCUUGCUCCUUCCCACACCCUUCCUACCGAGGACUCCGCUGCAGCCUUGUCCUGUUCUGUCCUUACUUUCUGAUUCCUUCCCACGUGCGCACACACACACUCUUGCUGGCUCCAUCCCUUCUUGAAGGCGUCUCCUUGGCACUUACUUUACCUUGAGAUUUGUUUCAAUCUCUGUCAAACAUGGCCAAAUGCAUAAUUUUAACAUCUGUAUGGGGAUCAGAUUUAUUUGUUUUAUGAUGGCAUUUUUUGUUUUUCUUAUUUAUCUCCCUCAUUGACAUUCAUGAGGCAUAAUCAGUGGGUUAGUUUAUGCAACUUUACUUGUGGUCAAUUAUAUCACAAAGUGAUAUAAACCAAAAUGGUUGUUUCUCUUUCAACUAUUUGAUGGGUCCUUAUUAAACAAUUAAACAGAAUUGCAUGCCUUUUGAUGACACGAAUUUGGCACGUAUGCUGACUACCAGUGUUGCAAAAAACAUUUUGUGAGAAUUGCAAUUGGCUGCUUUAUUUGUCGCGAGAUUACAUUUUGCAGUUGCCGCCACAACUUUUCGGCUCCAAUUUGCAUUGCUGCGGUCCCCGAAAUUCGCCCCUUUUCCUGCCGCACACCUGCUGUGAUUUCUGUUGCAUAGGCAGAUAUUCCCAAUCUUGUUUGUGGGAAAAGUCGCUAAAUGGUAUCAAAACUCCCCAAAGGCAGCCUGAAAAGUAGUUUCUUUGAAAAAAAAAAAGUCGCUGUGGGGGUCUGAGCUCUCUAAAUAUAGCGACUUCAAGUUGGCAACACUGGUCUCUAUCCCUCCCAGGGUUCACAUACACAUUCCUCUUACAAACUAAUUUAAUUCCUUUUAAACUAUAUAGUGUAAAACCAUAUCCUAUUCAGAUGUAAAACCAAUUUAAAUGAACUCAAAUUUGUUCUUAAGCUGUGUAACAAGAGUGGUAAGAUGCACUCAAUGAACAUACCCCUCUCUUACUCUGUCUCACACAGUCAACAAAAUGAAGACCCUUUAAUAAAAAUAAACUAAUUUUCUGUAUUGCCCUGACAGGGAUCUGAACACAAAAAGGACACUUAUUUUGCCAUUUUUGGUAGGUUCCCCAUUUUUAUCUGAGUAAUCUACUCAAUCAAAGAUCGCUAACAGAAAGGAAGGGUUGGGCACUCACUACCAACAAGCAUCUCUUUGAGUGGAUGCAUCUCAGCAUGCAUCUCUCCAACCAGAGACAGCAGAGAAACAAUCUCUGCUCCAAACUCUCAUACACCUGAUGUCAUUUGAGCUCUCAAACAGAAGAUGCUCCCGGGUAUUGGUACCGUACCAGCGCUGGAUAAUUUCCAUGGAGACUGGACUGGUGAUAGAGUUGUUUCCGUGGAGACUGAUUUGUAACUACCCUAUCUUUCUUUGGGGGACUUGAACACCAGGGAUAAAUGAGACAGGCGGACCCCUCACACACACACACACAGCGGUGAAGCCAUGAGAAUGCUCUGCACAGAAAACAGCAGGGAUCACUGCUGUUUCAAGAACAUUUGAUCUGUUUGUUUGUAUUUGCUGUAGUCUAUAAUCUCCCAUUCAAGGUUUGAUGAAAACAUCUCACUUUACCCAGAUAAACAGGCAAUGAAUGCUGGAUCACCAUAGGAAGUGUUGGCCAUUCCAUAACACUUUGUUACAGCUUUAGUUUGGGGUGUCUGUGUCACCUACCUCCUCUACAUGUGUAUGUGCAACAGACAAAACAACAGGCAAACCUCACCUACUGGACAUCCCAGACUGGCAAAGCUAACUAAUUGUAGAUUUCAAAUGGUAUUUGAACACAGGUCUGAUGACCAAGAGAUUUUGAGGGAAACGUUAACUGAAUGUCACUUAAAGCCUUGGAUUGUUUUAUUUUGAGUCUGAUAGUCCAUAAGGGCUUCCAGAGUCAAUGAGAUUCAUGAUGUUUUGUUGAGAAAGAGAUCCUCUCCCCAGUUCUAGUCACAGGCCCAUUGACCCCAGAUAAGUAAUCAAUAAAUAGAAAAGCAUUCAGUUUGGCAACAAGUGGAGUGCUACAUAACCAUUAAUGCUAAUUUAUUAGAUAAUUAAUUUCAAGGAUAGUGUAGAGACUUGGGGCUCGAUUCAACCAAACCCACUGGGCAGUAUUCACGCAGUAGCAUGUAGGCCUAAGCAUACUAGGUAAACAAAUAUAUUGCGUAAACAUUGCCAAAGCAGGUUGGCUUUGAUUCUGCCAUUGGUGUCUUUCAGCUAUUAAGUGUUUAAGUAUAACAUUCUCAUUGUUUUUGUUUUCCUUGGUCUGCCUUAACAUGUAUCAUACAUUUUUUCUUGUAAUGGAUGUUCACCAAAGAUAAGAGGCUUUCUUUUGUGAGUAUAAGGCUUUAUCUUUGGGUUGUUUGUUGCACAAAUAAAUAGAGGGCACUGGAAAUGUUGUCAAAGCUAUUGCAAAGUAAGGUUACUUUUGACCAUUAAUAAUCCACUGGUUUGAUAUGAAUUGGGGUUUCAAAGAAAAACAAAAUGCAUUCAAAUGAAAUGCCCCUCAAAGUUUACUGAUGGUAAAAUUGGUGGGUGCAGAGGCAACCUAGUCUCACAAGUGUUGGCAGCAUUGAGAGCCUCCCACUACUGAUAUCCCUGUGUGUUAUGGGGUGAGGUGAGGCUCUUAACCUUCUGCCUUACAUCCUCUCUUGAAUGCCACAUGGGCCUGAAUAGAAAGAAAGAAAGAUAUAAACAGUAUCAACUGUAUAACAGGGCAACAAGGUAUAAGCAUUAUACUUACAGGCUUUUUAUUUUUCCCCUCGCAUAUCUCUUCAGAAUGAUGAGAAGUAGCCCUUCCUUUUACCCUCUGCUUGGCUGCAGAUGCGAUUCUAAAGCAAUCACUGGUAGAGGACACGUCUGUAGAGGGCUUCAGGCUGAUAGCAUUAACUACAUGGCCUUGCUACUUUGGAUUAAAAUAUCACCCACAAGGACCUGAAGUUGGUUGGAGGCUUUUGAGAUUGAAUUUGCAGCUACAUCCAUGAUCUUGGACUUGCCCUGUGGGUCGUCCAUGUCUGUGGCAUGUUCCACUAUGGGAUGACUGCUGACUAGCUUCAGGUAGAUGGAAAUUACCUGUCUAGACUAGGUUAGCGGCAUCGGUGGACACACCAUAGAAAUAGAAUGAUUAGAAAGGGUGUGUCCAGUCCAGUCAGUGGUAGCACAAUGGGUGGACUGGCAUUCUAUUUCUAUGGGCCAUACAGCUAUCCAGGCUUGCACACUUUCAGCUACUUUGAAUGUGGCUACAAUUCAUCGCUCCCAAUACUUGAGCGAUGACGAAUGGAAGUGUUGAGUCGCAGCAGCUCCCACUCAUUGGUAAAGAUGUAGGGGAUUAUGGUGAUAUUAUUUAUCAAGGUGCAGCUGCUACUACUCUUAAACCUUUGAAUGCCAUCUACCAUAGUGCCCUUUGUUUUGUUACAGAUGACAGUUUUCAUAGCCGAGAGCUGUCACAAGCAUUUGCAUAGAGGUACUUCUCGCCAUGAAUGUACUGUAUGUACAUACAGUACAUUCUAAGAAAAUAGUUUUAAGAUGGAAAUGGAAAUGGUACAGGUUCAACAUUUUCUCUGUGGAUGGUUAAAGCUUCCAUUCAAGCACAGCCGGUUUCAUUUCAACAGUGGGACUUAAACUUGAGCGUUUUGUUAUCUCGUUGCUUGGGCGGGUUAGGGUUCAUUGACAGGUUAGGGAUGUGACAGGUUUCAAACCAAAGUCCCACUAUUUAAAUAAAACAGACUGUUUGAAUGAAUUAUUAUAUAUUUUAUUUAUUUAAAUUACUUAACACUCCAAUUACAUUAAGUGAGGUGUCUAUUUUAUUCAACUAUUGGGCUUUUCAUGAUUUGAAUCAUAGUCAUAUGAUAAUACUUAUAUUUGUUUGAUUGAAAGCUGACCAUUUGUUCAUUUAAGAAACUAUAGACUGGACUGUGUGGUUUGAGUUCCACCCCUCAGACUAGUUUCUGUAUAUAAUACUGAUAAAAUAUAUUUUGUUACACAAUUAAAACAUUGAUGCAAUGAGUUAUAAAGAGAUACAGUGCAUUCGGAAA
This is a messenger RNA of Oncorhynchus gorbuscha (pink salmon), 5612 nucleotides long. RefSeq names its product ubiquitin-conjugating enzyme E2 R2-like. The coding region runs from base 815 to 1561 and encodes 248 amino acids. Gene Ontology annotation, molecular function: ubiquitin conjugating enzyme activity. The transcript is spliced from 5 exons. The record is from RefSeq and is a predicted model, not a curated record. Gene Ontology annotation, biological process: protein polyubiquitination; ubiquitin-dependent protein catabolic process. Lineage: Eukaryota; Metazoa; Chordata; Actinopteri; Salmoniformes; Salmonidae.